AUUUCGAGGACGCGAGCACUUUUGCGUGCUCCUCGAUCAGCUUUCUCUCUUCCGCUCCACGCAUCCUGCACACAAUGGCAGCCUCAGUCCCCCGCUCGGCGUCGCUCCUGUCAAUACCGAGAGCAUCGCGCUCCAUACGGCCGGCAUCGCGAGGCGCCCGCGCCUUCGCCACCACCUCAGACCCUCCCUCGCAGUCAUCCAAGCCCGCACGACGACCGACCCGCUUCGCCGAUAAGCUCAACACGGGGCCGUCCUUCAAUGACUUUGUGAACCCAAAUGCACCGCUUCCCCCCUCCGAGGCCUACGAGAUCAAGACCGCCACUGUCGGCCCAAGCGGCCGCAAGAAGACAAUCACACGACUGCCCGAAUGGCUGAAGACGCCCAUACCCGUCAACGACAAUUACAAGCGCCUGAAGAACGACCUGCGCGGCCUGAACCUACACACUGUCUGUGAAGAGGCGAAAUGCCCAAACAUAUCCGACUGCUGGGGCGGCAGCGACAAGAGCGCCGCCACGGCGACCAUCAUGCUCAUGGGCGACACCUGUACGCGCGGCUGCCGCUUCUGCUCGGUCAAGACCUCCAAAGCACCCGCGCCUCUCGACGUCCACGAGCCUGAGAACACGGCCGAGGCGCUGCGGAGAUGGGGCUUGGGCUACGUCGUUCUCACCGCCGUCGACCGCGAUGACCUCGCCGACGGCGGCGCCCGCCACUGGGCCGAGUCCGUCAUGAAGAUCAAGCAGAAGUCGCCGCAGAUGCUCGUCGAGACGCUGACGGGUGACUUCGCAGGCGAUCUUGACAUGGUCAGGCUGGUUGUACGCAGCGGCAUGGACGUCUUCGCGCACAACAUCGAGACCGUUGAGGAGCUCACCCCGUUCGUGCGCGACCGCAAGGCAAAGUUCCGCCAGAGUCUGGACGUCCUGCGCACCGCCAAGGAAGUCCGCCCAGACCUCAUCACCAAGACGAGCAUCAUGCUGGGGCUCGGCGAGACGGACGCCCAGGUUGAGCACGCGCUGACUGAACUACGUAAGAACGGCGUCGAUGUGGUCACUUUCGGUCAGUACAUGCGGCCGACCAAGCGCCACAUGGCUGUCACCGAGUAUAUCACGCCCGACAAGUUUGAGAUGUGGCGUCAGCGCGCGCUCGACCACGGCUUCUUGUACUGCGCAUCUGGUCCGCUCGUGCGGUCGAGCUACAAGGCGGGCGAGGCCUUCAUUGAGAACGUGCUCAAGAAGCGCGCCGCGAAGAGGAACGAGAUGGUUGGUGCGCAGGCUGUCGAAGACUCGUCGAAGUCGGUCUAAACCUGACGCCAUGGUGCUCUACUUUUCUUGUAAUAUAAGACCUACUGCCAUGUAUAUUGGCGUUUUGGGGAUACUUCUGAUUCUACAGGCGAGCUUCAACGCUCGCAUUGCAGCGUUAUCGGAUGGGGCAUCUAGACUUGAGAUUUUUGGAAUGGCCAGUAAUGAGCAUGCGUAUCCACGCUGUUGUGGUGCUGAACUGUACAGGCAAUCGCUCCUUCUCACUUAUAUCGUGAUUAGUCAUAAAGCCGCCUUACGUCGUCC
Messenger RNA from Paraphaeosphaeria sporulosa, 1559 nucleotides. Its product is annotated as mitochondrial Lipoyl synthase. Gene Ontology annotation, molecular function: 4 iron, 4 sulfur cluster binding; lipoate synthase activity. Gene Ontology annotation, cellular component: mitochondrion. The transcript has a single exon. NCBI's taxonomy places the organism in Eukaryota, Fungi, Ascomycota, Dothideomycetes, Pleosporales, Didymosphaeriaceae. Gene Ontology annotation, biological process: lipoate biosynthetic process. The record is from RefSeq and is a predicted model, not a curated record. Bases 75 to 1298 code for a protein of 407 amino acids.